This is a messenger RNA of Didymella exigua CBS 183.55, 595 nucleotides long. RefSeq lists its product as uncharacterized. The transcript is spliced from 2 exons. Lineage: Eukaryota; Fungi; Ascomycota; Dothideomycetes; Pleosporales; Didymellaceae. Bases 285 to 482 code for a protein of 65 amino acids. The record is from RefSeq and is a predicted model, not a curated record.
GUUAUUACAGGCUUAGAGAAUCCUAGGAAACAGAAGAAACUACAGCCUAGCAAUUGCAAGUAGGUUACCCUAGUACAAGGCAUUGCUGUAAUAGGGUGUAUUAUCCUACCCUUCCUUAUCUUUGCAGGCAAGGUCCUAAUCUCCUCCUACUUAAGCACUUUAACGCCUAUACAAAGGUGACCUCUGCUAGGGCAUAUAGGCUGCUUAUUAUUAAAAGCUAUAAGAGCCACUGCUUAAUAGAAUUCUAGGACUACUGCAAGGAGAACAAGAUUAUCACUCUCUGCAUGCCACUACACUCAUCGCACCUCCUGCAGCCUCUUGACGUUGUCCCAUACUUGCUGUUAAAGCGCCACUACGGCAACAGGAUCUCGCUCUUAGCACGCAGCCGCAUCUACUAUAUUAACAAAGAAACCUUCCUACUAGCCUUUAAAGUAGCUUUUAAGAGGAUGUUUACACUAGAGAAUGUUCGCGUAGGGUUUUAAGGCGCUAGGCUAGCCCUGCAUGACCCUAAGGUUGUGUUAUUGAAGCUUGAUGUACAGCUACGUACGCUAACGCCACCUGCACCAGGCACUGUCGCCUAGGAGGCGCAAACACC